Molecule: messenger RNA, 927 nt
Organism: Cynoglossus semilaevis (tongue sole)
Lineage: Eukaryota; Metazoa; Chordata; Actinopteri; Pleuronectiformes; Cynoglossidae
Gene: dtd2
Product: D-aminoacyl-tRNA deacylase 2
Exons: 3
Coding region: 187-690 (167 amino acids)
Biological process (GO): tRNA metabolic process
Cellular component (GO): cytoplasm
Molecular function (GO): D-tyrosyl-tRNA(Tyr) deacylase activity
Source: RefSeq, a predicted model, not a curated record
GUUUGCGCUGAACCAUCUGUCGUAAAUCGUUAGAAAAGUCGUAAUUGCGGAAGUGCCUGAAGUUUGAAGUUGUUCAUUAACGUUUCUUUUCGGGUUUUAUGGUAAUUCACUUUUUUUAAAACACCUUCAGGUUUAAACGCAUUGUAACAGUGAUUAGACGUAAACAGAAGACACAAUAAACGGAUCAUGGCGGAUAAAGGGAAUCCUCCUGCUGCUCCUCUGGCUCGGACAUUGCUGCAGCAGUGUCUGCAGGCCACACUGCAGGUGAAACCGGCCGACGACGAAUCAGAGGCCGAGUAUGUUCAGAUCGAAAGAGGAAUGGUGAUUUACAUCUGUUUCUUCAGAGGAGCCACAGAUGAUAUUCUGCCUAAGAUGGUGUCCACUCUGCUGAAUAUCAGGCUGUGUGAGUCCAGUUCCGGGAAGAUGGUGUCGGUGUUGGACCUUCCCGGCAGCAUUCUCAUUGUCCCUCAGGCAACGCUGGGUGGAAAGGCCAAAAGUCGAGGCAUGCAGUACCACAACAACAUUGGAAAAGAGGACGGUCUACGGCUGUACAGCACCUUCGUUUCCCUGUGUGAGGAGAUCGCUGCAGUGAACGGGGACAAAGUCAUGGUGAAACACGGGACAUACGGAAACAGACAGGUGCUGAAGCUGGACACCAACGGACCGUACACACAUCUGAUGGACUUCUGAGCUGCUCCGAGCAGAGAAGAGAAACGGCAAGUACUUUUUUGUGAUUUGAUGUUGGCCAGUGUCUGAUUAAAAGGUGGCCGUGCUGUUGGCGUCCCCUGCUGACGCUGGUCUUCAGUUCAGAACAAGCAUUUUCUGACCACAGAUUUUACUGUCAGUAACUAUCAUUAACCCUUGUGUGGUGUUCGGCUCUGUGGGACCCAUUUUCACUUCUUAAUAAAAGAAAAAUGAUAUAAUGAU